Seriola dumerili (greater amberjack) is the source of this 3133-nucleotide messenger RNA. RefSeq names its product leucine rich repeat and sterile alpha motif containing 1 (gene lrsam1). The transcript has 25 exons. The record is from RefSeq and is a predicted model, not a curated record. Gene Ontology annotation, molecular function: protein binding. Lineage: Eukaryota; Metazoa; Chordata; Actinopteri; Carangiformes; Carangidae. The coding region runs from base 362 to 2566 and encodes 734 amino acids.
AAUAAAUAAAACAGUGAUCAACUGUAUACGGCUCAUAUCAGGAAUAUUGCUGUGUCUAUGUAAUGUCUAUGAACUGAACAUGUAACGUAGGAGAUAUUUUUCGAUUGCUUCAAAUGACUGAUUGGACCACUCGCCACCCACCGUUAGAUGUUAACGUUGACCGAGCAAGGAAACAUCGGAACUCCCCCUUGAGUAGUUACAUCCAGCAGAGCAGCGAGGAGCAGUGACACAACAUCAACAAACAGCCUUGUGCAGGCAGUCUGGACAUUGUAUUCCUACCUGUCCAUCAGUCUGGAGUGUUGUGGAGGGGCAGGAGUGAAACCGAGCAGGCAGAGAGACAGCAGGGCAAUCAAGACCCAGAAUGCCUCUGUUCUUCAGAAAGAAGAAACUCAGUGAUGACUCCCAAAAAAGACUGGAAUAUCAGCUGUGUCGGUCUAAGGAGGCGGGUGCUGAUGACAUCCUGGACAUCUCAGCAUGUCAGCUCUCAGAGGUUCCUUCAAGUGCCUUUUCCAUUUGCAAGGUGCUACAUAAGAAGGUCCUUAUCCUCCAUAAUAAUGAGCUGAGGUCACUGCUGCCCAAAGGAUGUGACAUCAGGGCUCUCGCCACUUUAAAGGUUUUGGAUCUGCAUGACAAUAGGAUCACCUCACUCCCAGAAGAUAUUGGGAAGCUGGCAUCACUGCAGAUUCUGAAUCUGGAGAAGAACCGUCUGAAGGCCCUGCCGGACUCCUUCGGCGAUCUGCGUCUCCUGCAGACACUCAAUCUGAAGGGUAACUGUCUCAGUGAGCUGCCAGUAUCCGUCAGCUGUUUGAGCAGCCUCCGCACCCUGGACCUGAGCGACAACAACAUCGUCCAGCUCCCCAAGACUGUGGCCCACAUCCGCACGCUGGAGAGCUUCACACUUGAUGCUGCCAUGAUGACCUACCCACCUGCAUCUGUGUGUACAGAGGGCACAGAGAGCAUCCAGCGCUUCCUGUGCAGCGAGCUGGGGGAGGAGUAUUGCCCCCCAUCCCAGUAUCUGCUGCCAGUGCUGGAGAACGACUGUGGCAAACAGAGCUCUGACUGCUGGGACGGCAUGGAGGAGGCCUGGCAGAACAAAUUCAGUGACUACGCCAGGAGAAAGCAACAGAAGCAGGAGGAGAAACUGGCUUUCGAGCGGCACCUGGAGGAAAGACAGAAGGAGCACACCCAGCUUCUACUGAGUAACAACUCCCGCAAGGAAAACAUCCUCAACUCUGUCCGACAGGAGCAGGAGCGUCUGGAGCAGGGAGUCAGCCAGCAGCAGAGGGCUCAGGAGGCCGAGAGGCUGCUGGUGCUGGAGAAAGUGAGACAAGCUGAGGACAACAUCAGUAGCCGAAUCAGCAACAUGCUGAUGGACAGCAACCGGCAGAAGAAGAGCACAGAGUUUCUUCAGGCCAUGGAGGAAGAUCGGAUCCAUACGGAGCAUCUGACCGCCAUCACACAGGAAGAGGCCAAUUCACUGAGGAAACGGGAGGUGGCAGCGGCCAUGCAGAAGAUGCUGUCAGACAGCUGUGCAAUGAGCCUCCUCCAGGAGGCCAGUGACUGUCGCAGACAGAGCCUGGUCUCUGAGGCCUCCAGGAGUAUAGAGAACUUGGACAGGAAGUUUGAUAAGAUGCUUUCCCUCCAAGCUCUGGACAAAUCUAAAGCCAUAGCUCACAUCCUGCAGGAGGAGGAGAUGCAGAAAGCAGCGUUCCAGGCUCUGCAGCUGCAGAAAGACGCUGUACACGGCUACAUCCGCAACCAGAUCAAGCUCAUAGAGGGUGAAUUAAUGCAGCUGACUAAACUGGAGAUUAAAAGACGCAAUCUUAAUGCUGAGAACCUGCAGGAGGUUCUGGUGGACCAGCGCACAGCUUUAAGUGAUUUGUUGCAGCAGCUGCUGAAGCAGAGGGACCAGAGGGAGCAGGAGCUGCGGCAGAUUCUGGCUGAGAUCGAGCGGAAGUCUGAGUCCAACCAGCAGAACUACUGGAUGAUCCAGUAUCAGAGGCUGCUGGACGCCAAGCCUGUGUCGCUGCGCGUGCAGGAGGCGGACAUUGAGAAGGAGUUAGUCAGCCUGCUGUGUAAACUGUCGGCUCAGCACUACCUGCCCAUCCUGGCUCAUCAUCGAGUGACGGCUGAGGCCCUUCGCCACAUGACCUCCUCUGACCUCAAGAAGCUCGGCAUCAAUGAAGUGGGAAUCCAGAGGACUCUCCUGGCCUGGGCUCAGGAACACCAACCUCAAGGAGCCUGUGAGGCGGUGCAGCAGGAGGAGGCAGCAGAAGUCACCCCCUCGGCUCCGCCCCCAUCUUCUCCUCCAUUCCUUCCCAGUACAUCGACUAUCCAGAUGCCCAGUCCCCCACUCACCCCGGGGACCCCUGUCACCCCCUCAGCCCCCAGCCCUGUGGAGGGACCAGGGAGCUCUGAGUGUGUGGUCUGCAUGGAGACCGGGUCUCAGGUCAUCUUCCUGCCCUGCGGUCACGUGUGCUGUUGUCAGGUGUGCAGCGACGCUCUGCAGAACUGCCCUCUGUGUCGCGGCCACAUCUCCCAGCGGAUCCGCCUCUUCCACAGCUAGAACCAGCCGGGUCACCGUCCUGCACCGAAUGCCACUCUAUGUAUGCAUGGUCAAAAAACUGCUGUGAGCUAAACUCGUCAUGUACACAAAACCUUUGUAGCUGGAUUCUGAAGAGCAGAGCAACUUCCCUGUAUUAAGACUAUUCUCUCAUGUAUAUAAGUUUAAUAUAGAGUUAUUUUAAUGCUGUUGUGUUUCUGGUUGUCACUUGUCACAUCCAGGCCUAUUAUUAGUAUUUUGUUGAUCUUUUUUAUUGUAUGAUUUUUAUUUGUAUCAUAUAUGAAGAGCCAACAUUAAACCAGUCAGUGGCUCAGGACCUUCUUUACUGAUGUGCCUUUCUCUGAGAACUUCUUAUUUGUCUCUGUUGCCAACCAAAGUAACACUAGUCCAACAUCAUUGAAGUCAACUAACAGAGUCUAUUGAUCAUUGUUGGUGUUUGUUAUAAUCACUAAUGCAAUGUUUGACAGCUUGUCUUGUCCUCUCUCACUGUCACUUCCUCAUCUUGUCCCUCUGUACUCGCUGGAAACAUUUAUCUGCUUUUAAAUGGUGUGAAUAAUUAAAACAUAUAUU